Molecule: messenger RNA, 1045 nt
Organism: Labeo rohita (rohu)
Lineage: Eukaryota; Metazoa; Chordata; Actinopteri; Cypriniformes; Cyprinidae
Gene: sypa
Product: synaptophysin a
Exons: 6
Coding region: 127-1011 (294 amino acids)
Cellular component (GO): synaptic vesicle; presynaptic active zone; synaptic vesicle membrane
Source: RefSeq, a predicted model, not a curated record
AGCGUGCGUGACGCAACUGAAGCUGUUCUGUUGAUUUCCCCUCCCCCCUCCGUGGGCUGUUCCGCUUCCAUCACUCACCUCCCCCCGAUUAUAGCUGUUUCUCCUAUCUACGAGCAGGCGACUAACAUGGAUAUUGUAAAUCAGUUGGUUGCCAAUGGGCAGUUCAGGGUGCUCAAAGUCCCAUUAGGCUUCAUCAAGGUCUUAGAAUGGGUGUUUGCCAUCUUUGCGUUCUCCACCUGUGGGAGUUACUCCGGCUCCUUCAGGAUGAGUGUGGAGUGCAAAAACAGAUCAGACAGUGACCUAAAAAUAGAUGUGGAUUUUGAGUAUCCCUUCAGGCUUCAUCAAGUGUAUUUUGAUGCCCCUGCCUGCAAGAAUGGCCAGACUGACCGUUUCUUCCUGGUUGGGGACUACUCAUCCUCAGCAGAGUUCUUCGUCACCAUAGCCGUUUUUGCAUUCCUGUAUUCCAUGGCAGCUCUCAGCAUCUACGUCUUUGCCUUUGAGAAGUACCGCGAGAACAAUAAAGGACCACUGAUUGAUUUUGGCGUGACAUGUGUAUUCACCUUCAUGUGGCUGGUGAGCUCGGCAGCAUGGGCGAAGGGUUUGUCUGAUGUCAAGACAGCUACAGACCCAGAGAAGGUUCUAGAUCUGGUCCCCACUUGUGAACAGGAAGGAAACCGCUGUCGUGAAGUUCACGACCCCGUCAUGUCUGGUCUUAAUACUUCCGUGGUCUUUGGCUUCCUCAACCUGAUCUUGUGGACGGGUAACCUGUGGUUUGUGUUCAAGGAGACCGGCAUCGUCGCACCAUUUAUGCGCCAACAGCCCGCCCAGGAGAAGCAGCCCGCCCCUGAUUCCUACGGGCAGGGAGGAUAUGGGCAGCGAGACCCAUACGCCAGCUCCCAGGGAGGCUACCAGCCCGAUUACAGCCAGCAAGGCUACAACCAAGGAGGAGACUACGGUCAGGGCGGAUAUGACCAGCAGGGGGCACCCACCUCCUUUUCCAACCAGAUGUGAGCAAAGAAAUCUCUGAGGAAGCGGGAGAUGGCUG